CGAAAAAUUUCGCCGGAUCGCACAUCAUGAGCGAUGAAUCAAGUAAAAUGUCGUCGGAAAAGCAUCAAUUCAACUGGACCGACGAGUUAACCGACCUAUUUGUGGAUCAAUGUUACAAAUUUAAGGACAGAUUUCGCAUUCCGAACCUCAAAGGCGCCGUUUUGUGGACCGACAUCCUCGAACACUUCCUUUCGCUCGGGCAUCCCGUGACUUUGGGCAUUCUCAUGCGAAAAUUCAGCAAUAUGAAGACGACUUACGGCAGAAUUGUCAAAGCUGGGCAUCAAAACAAGACAAAAUGGCCCUAUUUCGAUAAAUUUGACGAAAUUGUCGAUGAUGUUGACAUUGAAUGGAGCAAAAAUGACGAACCUGUGAAGACAAUUCGUGAAAAACGACCAACUGCUACCGUUGUUGAAUUUCACUGGAAUCACGAAUCAACAUCGCUCCUUUUGCAAGAAUAUCUCGAACGAUUGUCGUCAUUUCGUGAUCCAAAAGCCCGAAAAAAGGAAUUAUGGGACGAAAUUCGAGAUAUUUUCGAGGAAAAUGGCUUCAAAAUUUCCAGCGACUUGUUAGAUCGCAAAUUCCGGAGUCUCAGAAACAGAUUUUUGGAACUCCAAUCAAGUCACAAUUCGGAUAAGACGGCGUGGAGUUAUUACAAGAGUUUUGAGAAAAUUUGCGAAAAUCAAAAUCAAGUCUUUGACGCCGUGCAACCAAAGAAAGAAGUCAUUUACAUGGAAAAUCACGAUGAAAUGUACGAAGAUGCGGCAAAUAGCGAAGGAAAUUAUUGUCAUUCCGAGCGAGAAUUUGCAGAUGAAAUUGACGACGAAGGAGCUCCAUUGACAAAAAGGCUUAAAACUGAACACAGAGAGGAUUAUUACGAGCAAAAAUUAGAAAUUGAACGCAGAAAAGUCGAAGAAUUGGCGAAAAUUAGGCAAAAUAUGGCGGAGCAGAACCAAAUAAUGAGAGAAUUUUUGGAAAUUAUGAAAAGGAAGGCGAUGAGUUAGUGUGAAAUUUUAUUUAGUAAAAUAAAUUU
Culicoides brevitarsis is the source of this 1030-nucleotide messenger RNA. RefSeq lists its product as uncharacterized. Lineage: Eukaryota; Metazoa; Arthropoda; Insecta; Diptera; Ceratopogonidae. Bases 27 to 1001 code for a protein of 324 amino acids. The transcript is spliced from 2 exons. The record is from RefSeq and is a predicted model, not a curated record.